Messenger RNA from Closterium sp. Naga37s-1, 756 nucleotides. The record is from the annotation of a GenBank genome assembly. Lineage: Eukaryota; Viridiplantae; Streptophyta; Zygnematophyceae; Desmidiales; Closteriaceae.
AUGGCGGAACCGCAGGAUGCUCCGCACGUGCUGCACGAGCUGACGGAGCGACGCGACACUGAUCUUCUUUCCGCGAUCUUCGCGAAACUGCCGUUCAAAACUCUCCUCGCCGCGUCGCAGGUGUGCCGCUUCUGGUCGCACGCGAGCGAGCAUCUGUUUCAGAGGGAGUGCGAGAGGAAAGGGUGGAAGCCACCGAGGCGAUCGCGAGGGCAGACUGGACUCUCCUCCUUCCGACCUACUGGACUCUCCUCCUUCCGACCUGUGAGCUCGCAAUUCCCCCGUCACUCCCUCCUUCACUCCCUCCUUCACUCCCUCCUUCACUCCCUCCUUCACUCCCUCCUUCACUCCCUCCUUCACUCCCUCACUCGCUUCCUCACUCGCUUCCUCCCUCUCUCUCCCCCACUUCCCCAUUAUUUCCCUUGUUCUGGUAUCCCUACCAUGUCUCCCUUCACCAGCCGUAAAAUCUUCAGCAUGAGAGGUUUUUGGGAGUUCUCGUCUCUGCCCUGCCUCCCUAACUCCUCGGUUUUUUCCCCUCUGUUGUCCCCUCUCCCCGCACUUCCCCUUUCUCUUUCUCCCCCUCCCCCCAGUGGCGCUCCCUCUACUUCCGCCAUGCCUGCAGGAGCUGCGGAGGCAAGGGCGAUGGCGUUCCCUCUUCUUCCGCCAUGCCUGCAGGAGCUGCGGUGGCAAGGGCGAGUUUAUAGCCCGACACGCCAAGCUGCCUCCCCCCUCUGCCCCUCCCAACGCUGCUUCUCCUAA